Molecule: messenger RNA, 1851 nt
Organism: Penicillium subrubescens
Lineage: Eukaryota; Fungi; Ascomycota; Eurotiomycetes; Eurotiales; Aspergillaceae
Product: putative RNA binding protein (Arp)
Exons: 4
Coding region: 1-1851 (616 amino acids)
Molecular function (GO): RNA binding; 3'-5'-RNA exonuclease activity
Source: RefSeq, a predicted model, not a curated record
AUGGCCGCCGUAUCAGCACCCACUCCCAAGCUGGAUCGCUACAUCGUCAUCCACGUUGCGACCACCUGCGACGAACAUGGCGUCUAUGUCACCAAGGACUCCGCCGAGGUCAUCGAAUUGGGCUGGAUCCUGCUGGAUUCCAAGACCUGCGAGGAGCUUCACCGUGAAAGCGUCCUCGUCAAGCCCGUCAACACUCCCAUUACGCCGCUGUGCACGAGCUUGACUACUCUGACGUGGGAGCAUGUCCGCUCUGCAGGCACUUUCCGUGAUGCCAUUUCCCGAUUCGAUGCCUUUGCUCAGGAACACCUCACCAACAAGCAACUCGAGUUUGCCUUUGUGACCUUGGAUUCAUGGGAUUUGCGCGUGCAGCUGCCCCGCGAGGCCCGUGAUAAGGCCGUCGUGCUGCCAGCUUAUCUGCAGCACUCCCGGACCUUCGACCUGCGUACCGAAUAUCAACGCUGGCAAACCCACCACCCCGAGUCGUUGCCGUUCGGUCCCAGCUCCCUCUCCAACAUCUGCGCCGCCCUCGAGGUUGAACCCGUUCAGUCCUCGGCUCCCAUCAAGCACAACCUGCCCUUUCACCUGCAGGCACUGGCUCCCGCUUCGCCGCGCCGUGCCAUGGAAGAGUCCAUUACUCUGGCCCGCGUCCUUCGGGGUCUGAUCCGCAAGUCCCAGCCUCCCCACGAGCACCCCGAGAUUCUCACUCGCCCAAUGGAUGCCCACGCCGAUGUUCGUGCGUUCUUGGCUGAGCGUAGCAAGGUUCUGCACCUGAGUGGCCUUCCCCACGAUACCACGCAAUCGGAGUUGGAGAGCUGGUUUACCCAAUUCGGUGGCCGGCCCAUUGCCUUCUGGACUCUGCGGACUCCGGACCAGCACAAGCCCACCGGCACUGGCUUUGCGGUGUUCUCGUCCCAUGAGGAGGCUGCUGAAAGCCUCUGCAUGAACGGCCGUGCCCUCAACGAAAAGGCCAUUGAGGUUUCACCCUCCUCCAGCCGUGUUCUCGACCGGGCGGCUGAGAUUCUUACGCCAUUCCCGCCUUCCAAGAACCGCCCACGUCCCGGUGACUGGACUUGCCCGUCCUGUGGCUUCUCCAACUUCCAGCGCCGUACUGCCUGCUUCCGCUGCUCGUUCCCUGCUAUGGCGGCGGCUCCCGACCCGAUGGGAUACGGUUAUGGAUACGGCCCGCCAAACAUGAUGCCUCCUCACAUGGGCCAUGGCCACGGAAUGGGUGGUCACGGACGUGGCAUGGGCGGAAACGGUGGUGUGGUUCCUUUCCGUGCCGGUGAUUGGAAGUGCGGCUCCGAGGGAUGUGGUUACCACAAUUUUGCCAAGAACAUCAACUGUCUUCGCUGUGGUGCUCCCCGCUCGGGUGCUGCUGUCGUGGCCGACUCAGCGUUCCCAUCGCCCAUGGAACCCCCGUCGCAGUUUGGCAUGGGUCCUAACUCAAUGGCCAGCACUCCCGCUCCCGGUCCGUUUGCCUCGACUGCCGGCGGCUUUGGGGGAUUCAGCCAGCAGUUUGGCGGGCCCCCUAACAACUACGCUCUCCCCUCUGGUGGUCUGAGCAACACCCCCGGUGCCUACCCUCCCAUGGGCCAGGUCAACUCGGGAUACGGCUCGUCGAACGCCUCCCACUCUGCUGCCUCCUUCGCCAACCCAGCUACUCAGGCGGCUUUCACCGGCGCUGAUCACGGAGUGCCGUCCACCAGCGCCUCCAACGGUGCCUUCUACGGUGGCUCCGAGGGCUCCAGCGACCCCUUCGCCUUCCUGUCUACCGGCCUCGGUGGCCUGACGGUCUCUGAUGAUGCUCACUCGCGCCGCAACGGCGCUGGUGCUAACAAGUCGCCCGCUUAA